Trypanosoma cruzi is the source of this 587-nucleotide messenger RNA. RefSeq lists its product as uncharacterized. Gene Ontology annotation, molecular function: protein binding. The transcript has a single exon. Lineage: Eukaryota; Euglenozoa; Kinetoplastea; Trypanosomatida; Trypanosomatidae. The annotation marks the transcript as partial. The record is from RefSeq and is a predicted model, not a curated record.
AGGAAAUGACGAAGUUGUUUCAUCACAAUAUUACAGCCAUUCAUGAGAAAUUUCAGCCACCGUUUUCAGUAGACACUUUUAGACGCAUCGCACGUUUAGUUCUGGCGCGUGUGGAGCACAUGCCUCCACCGGACUAUUACGACGGUUCAGCCGUGUGGCGUCGUGUGCGUCACUACAUGCGCCAGUGGAUAAAAAAGCCAGACCCGUCAGAAGUGUGCAUGGUGCCGCUGCUUGACCUGGUGAAUCAUUCUAAUCGACCCAACUGUGGCUUACGCGUGGGUCCGAGUUCUGUUGUGGGCGGCAAAGGUGCCAUAACACUUUAUUCCAUUGCCCGCAUCAACCCCGGCCAAGAGAUUUGCCGGCAUUACAACUUUGCCAUUAAUCGUCCCAAUGCCCUUUUUCGCUAUGGGUUUUUGCCGUUUGACUUGAUUUCCAUCGUGGAGCACGACGCCAUUGACGAGUACCUUGUCAAGAAUCAGCACAUGCUGCGAGAGGAGUCGGAGGAGGUGCGAAUGAAGCAGCAAAAGGAGAGGGAAGAAAUUCAGAAGCUGGAAAAGAUUUUUCAACACGCACGCUCGGGAAGAUGA